UGUGACUUACAGUGAUUGCUACUAAGUUGUCUACUUCUCUUUUCUCUGUUUUAUUUUGAAACGAUAUAUACUGGGUUUAAGAAUUGCCUCUGGGCUUUAUAACUACCACUUUCAUGUGUUUGAUAUCCAAUUUCAGAAAAAUAUUAAUCUAAACCUCUAAAUUGUAUUUCUUUUAUGGUAUUUUAUCUCUUUCACUUUAGUUAUCUUCUCUCUAUCUCUCUCUUUUAUGUGCCACAUGCCCACAUGUCCUUUUCCCUCUUUUAUCCCACCAAUCAUCAGUUCAUCACACCCAAAAUAUGCCCAGCUAACUCCAUGCAAAUGCCUAACAGAAAGUCUUCAAAUUUGUGACAAUUGCUUACUCUUAAGCUCAUUAAUAUGCUUAUUAUGUCAUAAUCUUACCAAAAAGUUUACCUUUUUGAGCAUAAUAUUGAUUCUUGAAAAUGGGUUUCAGGAGGAUUCCAUGGCAAGGUCUUUUACUGAGUUGGGUUUUCUGCAUUAUGUGUUUGAAAGCUCACUGUCAACCACAGUUCUCUGUUAAAUUCUUGCAGCAACCUCCUCUGUUCUCACAUCUCAACUCUGCUAAAUUUUCUUUUGAAGCUUUUGUAUCAAACACAACACAAAUAUGCUCUGGAUGUAGUUACAAUUGCAAGUUAGAUGAUGGUGUUUCCUCAGAUUGUGGGAGAAGGAAUGUUUCUUAUUUAGGUUUGCAGGAUGGAAUUCAUAGCUUGCAGGUCUGCGCCAAUCCAUCUCAAGGAGUUGGUUGUGCUAGCUAUAACUGGACUAUUGAUACAGUUCAUCCUACUGCAUACAUUUCUGCUUCAACAUCAUUCACAAAUGCUCCCAAUGUUACUGUAUACAUUUCCUUCAGUGAACCUUGUACCGGUGAAGGCGGCUUCAAAUGCUCUACUGUUGAAAACUGUCAUCUUCUUGUGUAUGAUGAUGGACAAGUAAUACCAAGUUCCCUUCAAACUAUCAAGCCAAACCUAGAGUAUUCUGUAGUUGUCAGCUUAUCUACUGAUAUUCAAUAUGGAAGGGUGAUACUUGCUAUGGAUAAAGGUUUUUGCACUGACAACGCUGGAAAUCAUUUUAUUCGGCCACAAAAUUCGAGUUUAGUUGUACAUUUUGAUAGAAGGAGUGAUUUAGUUAGCCUAAGAACACAUGUUCCUGAAAGAUUAGUUCAGGUUGGUGGUGAAACUAGAACUGUGCUGGCAACUAAUAGUUUCAAGAAUCUCAAGGUCUAUCUAUACUUCAUGGAGCCUGUUUUAAACACUUCGACUGAAAUUUUGAGCUCGAUCGAUACAACAGAAGGAAUGCUUCGCCCUAUUAAUGGAAGUAACCUUGAAAACAGAAGAUUUGGAUACAUGUUUGAUAAAAUACCGAAUUUUACUGUUGUGACAAUCAGCCUUAACUCAAGACUAGUCAUCAGUAGACAGGGUUCCCCUGUUUCUCCAGUGGCUCCUGUUACGUUCCUUUAUGAUACAAAGAGGCCAUCAGUGAGAUUGAGCACAACCUCCAGAAUGAAAACCAGAGAUAAUAGUAUUACCGUCUCAAUUAAGUUUGUGAAGCCGGUGUUUGGUUUCAAUUCUAGUCACCUUUCUAUUUCUGGAGGUCGUUUGGAGAGCUUUGAACAACUGACUAGAAAUUUGUACGUUGCACUGAUACAAGCCUAUGAAGGUCUCUUGUCUAUCAGAGUUCCGGAAAAUAUGACCACAGAUGUUGCAGAGAAUACAAAUUUGCCUUCUAAUGUCUUACAAGUGAGGAACUAUUCUAUGCCUUUGAUAUCAACUAUUAUAGGCAUCUUCGUCACUGCAUUGUUCGUGUCAACUUGUCUGGUGUCGGGUUUUCUCACUAUAUCCUCAGCAAAUCUGCAGUCUGCUGGAGCAUUUCCGAGAUCAUCAUCUUCACUGACUUCUGAACCUACAAAGAAUCUUUUUAGAAUUGCAUGUUACAUUCAAGUGUUCGCCUUUUCAAGGUGGCUGGCAGUUACGUUGCCUGUCGAGUAUUACGAAUUCACUCGAAGCAUACAAUGGAGCGUUCCCUACUUCUCUCUUCCUUGGGAAACUGAUCAUUAUCGACCCAUGGUUUUCAGUCCAAACUCCUCUGUAAGUUCACAUUUCUUCAAGAAGGGACUCGGUAGCAUUGCCCAAAUAGUACAGUUUGACAAAGGCAACUCGAAUAAAGCUGGAGUAGUUUAUGGCGCUCCACUCACUGCAAUGGAGUACAGAUCCUUCUUUGAGUUUCAGGGCCAAAAUUUCAUUCCGGAAGCUGAAUACAUAACGGAUUCCAAAAAGACAACCAGAUGGAUGGAUUUCAAGAGGAGCAUGUUCUGGUUAGGUAUAAUCGGUGGUAGCUUGAUUCUAGUCCAUCUUUUUCUUCUUGUAGUACUAAAGUUAAGAAGGAGUUCCUCAAAAACAAAGAAUUAUGGAGCUCUAGUUUUUCCUCGCUUUGAGCUAUUCCUUACGAUUCUCGCUGUACCUGGCAUCUGUUAUGCUGCAGCUACCAUAAUCAAAGGGAACACGACUCUUGGGACUAUAUUAGGUGUUCUACUAUUGAUUCUCACAUCUUCUCUGCAAUUUGCUUUGUUCGUGUUCCUCUCAUACGGGAUCACAUUGGGAUGGUUACUUCAGUACAAGGAAAUUCAUCAAGUAGGCCGGAAAUACCAUUGGUAUCAAGAACUGAUCCGUGUAACCUUAGGUCCUGGUAAACGAGGGCAAUGGACAUGGAAAAAGCAAACCAACUCGGCAUACUUGGAAAAGUUCGGUCCUUUAUUUGAAGAUCUCCGAGGCCCACCACAGUACAUGCUCUCGAUGAUCACCAGUGGGACCCACAUGCCUGUUGACAGAAUCAUCGCCUCUGAAGACGAGACAGAGGAUGCUGAGGCACCUUUCAUUCAAAAACUGUUUGGUAUCUUGAGAAUCUACUACACGUUACUCGAAUCUAUAAGGCGGUUUCUACUAGGAAUAUUUGCUGGUUUAUACUCUCGGAAGUCAUAUUCUAAGUGUCCUACUACUAUCUUGCUAUGCAUUACUGCUUUCCAACUUUUCUUCCUAGUUCUUAAGAAGCCUUUCAUCAAGAAAAAGGUGCAACUAGUUGAGAUCACGUCUAUUGCUUGUGAAGUCGGCUUGUUUGCUACUUGUUUGGCUAUCUUGGACCGAGAUAUCUCUACUGAAUCUGAGAGGGCAAUUGGCAUAUUCAUGCUGUGUCUUUUUCUAUUGGGUUUUCUUACACUAAUUUGCAACGAGUGGUACGCUUUGUUUAAGCAAGUACGAAAGCUCAACACUUCAAAGAAGUCCUUCCUGGUGAGCUUAAAAACUGCUUUUGUAGGAUUCUUCCUGUUGUUUGUUCCCGAGAAAAUGAUAAAGAACCUCGAAAAAUGGAUGCCAGAAGAUAUAAAGGAUCGCGAUAACAGGGAAAUUAGUAGGCUGAAUUCACCAAGUAGUAGAAAUAACCGAAACUCAACGAGUAUGAGUUCAAGCACAACCGAUAAGCCAUGGUUGAAACAACUCAGAGAAAUGGCUAAGGCCAGCUUUAGAGAUGGCAAUUCGAACAUUGGAAAUGAUCCUUCAAGCAGUAAUACACGAUGGAGCGAGUUGUUAAGUGGGAAAUGGAGUGGAAGUUCAUCGUCGAAGCCUCCAUCAUCUGAUUAUAGGUCAAGACCAAAGAGUUUAUACAAAGAUUUGGAAGCCAUAUUUGCAUCCAAGUAAAAAUAUCAAUGUAAAAUAGUAUAAUUUUUACAAUUGUAAUUCAUCAAUCCAGGUUUAUGAACCUUUUCCAAUUAUUAAAGUUGUUUAUCUGUGAAUUUUCUGUCAUGCUUGCAUGUUCAUCAACUAAUGUUGAGUGAGCAAUGUUUUGAUAUCGGGUCAGCAUCAUUCUUAGAUUCACACGUUUAUA
Amaranthus tricolor (Joseph's coat) is the source of this 3891-nucleotide messenger RNA. RefSeq lists its product as uncharacterized. The coding region runs from base 441 to 3704 and encodes 1087 amino acids. The transcript is spliced from 13 exons. Lineage: Eukaryota; Viridiplantae; Streptophyta; Magnoliopsida; Caryophyllales; Amaranthaceae. The record is from RefSeq and is a predicted model, not a curated record.